GUUUAUAGGUUUUUCCCGCUUGUGUAUCUAUGUCAACCUCUUCCAACUCGCAGCAUCCAGUGGUCCUCGCGCUCUACUGAUUGUGUGAAGUCACGCACACACUGCUCUCGAGCGCGCUCAGCGCGGCGGCGGUUCCCGCCUCGGGGAUGGCGCCCUCUGCUUCGGUGUUCAAGUCGGGUUUUCAACCUCAGGACAACAAACCUCGGAUGGAAAGUGUACUUCCCGACCCGGAGCAGCUACUGCUGUUCCUCAGAAAACUCAAAGAGGUGUUCGACGUGUGCGACGAGGAUUCGGAUGGUUUCAUUCGCGUGGAGCAUUUCGUAGACCUCGGUUCACAGUUCGGCCAAGGAGACGAGGUGAAGAAGUUGGCCAAAUGCUUGGACCCCAAUGCUCAGGGCAGGAUCAACUUCAAGGAAUUCUGCCAUGGAGUGCUGGCUAUCAAAGGCUGUGAGGGGAUCCUGAAGACCACACUGGGAGCUCGCAGUAUCACACGGCGUCCCUAUGAGACCGACAACGGUUACUACUACCAGCGUGGUGACAAAGCGCUUGCACAUCCGGUCAUCAUGUGCACGCGGGUGUCCGUUAACCCCGAGCCUGGGUGCCAUCUAUUCCCAGAGGGAGAGGAGGAAGGAGAGGUGGAGGGCAGAGAGAGGGCAGAGUUAGACAUGGACAGUGCUGUGGAGAGCAACCCGGGAUCAGAUGUCUCUGAAGGGGAGAGGAGCGGAGUAGACAAGGAGGAUGGACCGGGGGGACUUUUCUUUCCUGGAGACAAGUGCAGUCAGCUAAACCCAUCGGUGACCUCUGACCUGUCGACGCGUUCCUCUGCCUCUCUGAACGAGGAGCAGUUUGAGGACUACGGAGAGGGAGAGGACGUGGACUACACUCCCAGCAGCCCCUGCCCCGAGGACGAGACGUGCACCAACGGCUACUCUGACCUGGGCUCCUCUGUACCCUCCAGUGCUGGCCAGACCCCAAGGAAGACACGUCACCUGUACAAUAAUGAGAUGAUGGACGUCUACUGUUCCCAGUGCUGUAAGAAGGUCAACCUACUCAACGACCUGGAGGCCAGGCUGAAGAACCUCAAAGCCAACAGCCCCAAUAGGAAAAUCUCCAGCACAGCCUUUGGCAGGCAGCUCCUCCACACCAGUAACUUCAGCAGCAGCAACGGCAGCACAGAGGACCUGUUCCGAGACAGCAUCGAUUCCUGUGACAUCGACAUCACUGAGAAGGUGAGUUACCUAGAGAAGAAGGUAGCAGAGUUGGAGAAUGACACGCUGAUGAACGGAGAUCUCAAGUCUAAGCUGAAGCAGGAGAACACACAGCUGGUUCACAGGGUCCACGAGUUGGAGGAGCAGUUGAAGGACCAGGAGGCGCGGGCAGAGCAGAACACAGAGGAGGAGCAGAGACGACACCGUGAGGCCUACAGCAAGAUGGAGAGAGGCAAGAACACUGAGCUAGAGCUGCUACACAACCGAGUCCAACAGCUAGAGGAGGAGAACGGGGAUAUAUCGGUGAACAUGUGCAGACUGAAGUCUCAGACAGAGAAACAGGACGAGGAGAAGCAGCGUAUGACAGACAAGCUGGAGGACACCAGUCUGAGGCUAAAGGAUGAGAUGGACCUCUACAGGAAGAUGAUGGACAAGCUGAGGCAGAACAGACACGAGUUCCAGAAGGAGAGGGAGGCCAUGCAGGAGUUGAUUGAGGACCUUCGUCGGGAGCUGGAGCACCUGCAGCUGUUCAAGCUGGAGACAGAGAAGCCUGGCCGCGGCCGCAGCUCCUCAUCUGGGCUGACGGAGUUCAACGCCAAGACCAGAGAGAUGGAGCUGGAGCACGAGGUCAAGAGACUCAAACAGCGGUUUGUCUCGCAGGACUUUCCUCUGACCUCUGACCUCCGCCACCUCAUAGUAUCCGCUGGGGCACGCCUCCGUCACGGUCAGACGGAGAACCUGAAACUGAGGGAACAGAACGACGACCUGAAUGGUCAGAUCCUCAGUCUGAGUCUGUAUGAGGCUAAGAACCUGUUUGCCACCCAGACCAAGGCCCAGUCGCUGGCUGCCGAGAUAGACAAUGCCUCACGAGACGACUUGAUGGAGGCCCUCAAGGAGCAGGAGGAGAUCAACUUCCGUUUGCGGCAGUACAUGGACAAGAUAAUUUUGUCUAUCCUGGACCACAACCCCUCCAUCUUGGAGAUCAAGACCAACUAGAACCCCCCAACUAGAAACCCACGACUAGAACCCCCUCCGGGAAUGGGAAAGGGAAAGGAAGACUAGCCAUGGUGGGGCCUGGGACAGCCGGACAUCAUUGCCCCCUGCUGCCCCAGGAGUGGAACUGUGAACUUGGGUGUAUUCAUUAGGCAUAAACAGAAGAAAACAGACAAAUUGGGAGGUACUACCUGGACUUGUCCAAUUAGAAACACUAGUUUUUGUGUUCCGUUGCUAAACGUUUUGCUACGGUGUGGCCUAAUGAAUAUGCGAAUGGAGCUAUAGGGGAAUUUCUGUGUUGACUACUAAAGUUUUGGUACUUCGCCAUCAUACUUCUGUUCUAUUCUGUGACUCAUCAACAGAUGUUGGUAUCUCCCUCAUGUCUCCUUCAUGCACUUUCUUCUAUGUUCUCUAUUUUUUUCUCACAGCCUCAUCUUUAGUCUUAAACACAAUCGAGAUUAAUUAUUACUGGGAAAAAUAAUUAUACUGGGCAGGUGCUUUGAAUAUGUAGGGCAUUACUGGUUGUUGAACACUGGAUGUACGUACUCUAGUAAACAAUGUGAACACAAAUCUAUUGAUCUUCAAUAGCGUGCGUUGUAGCCAUAUGGGAAGAUAGGAACAGAGAGAGACUGGCAGAUAGACAAACAGAGAUCUUUAGCUUCCAGACAACCCUAUCCCCACUGCUUCCUUAAAGUUGAUCUGUGUUUGAUCGCUGAAGACCGGUAUGUGGGUAGAGGCAUGUUGAUGAAGAAAGUAAAGGAGCACGUGUUUUUGUGCGUAAGAAGAGUGACAGAAAGAGAUGAAAGGAGGGAGAGGAGAGAGAAAGUAUUGUACAAGCAUCUCCAUGUCAAAAGGUAUUGGCUUUGACUCAAGAAGAUAUCAGUCAUGUGAAGUGAUAAUGAGAGGCAGCAGAACUUGGUGUGAUGGAAUGCUUUCAGGAGGAUGGAAUGGCUUUGUGAAGUCAAGAAGGAACAGGUAAAGUGUAUCGGUCAGUACAGUACAGAGGAAGAUAAGAGAAGAAUGCCUUCCUAGGGAACUCUGAGAUGACGGUACAGUAUGAUCUGUGUAGAGUAAUACUGUAUGAUAAAUCCAUAUAGUAAAUCCUUAACUCACACAGUGAGUUGUUAAUUGGCUGGUUGAAAAUUUCCGGAUGCCAAUUCCUCUUAAUCAUCAUUAUUUUCUACUCAGACAUUCUGUGGUAAGUCUGUCUAAAUAAGUUGGUUAGACCUGGGAUAUCUGCUAUGAAGGAUGUCCCAUUGCAUAGAGCUGCUAUAGCUACCCGCAUGAAAAAAAUACUAUAGUAUACUAUGGUAUAUAUACUAUAGUAUUCACUGUAGUGUUUUGUUGACUUUUUUUCUGACUUACGGAGUCCGCAAAAACACUGCAGUGAAUAUUGUAGUAUUUAUUGUAGUAUUUACUGUAGUAUUCUGUAUUAUACUGUAGUAUUUAUUGUAGUAGUUACUGUAUUAUACUGUAGUAUUUACAGUUAACUAUAGUAUAAAUACUGUAACAAUCGAAAACUGUAGUAUAUACUAUAGUAAUAAUGUAUUGUUUUUGUGGAUUGUAGUAUUUACUGUAGUAUUUACUACAUUGUUUUUGUUUUAUUAUCUUUGACAUAGAAAUGGAGGCUUUCUCCUUCAGGAAACCUACUGGAGAAAUACUAAAAGAGCUAAUUUGCCAUAACCUGUAGCUAGGACUGGGGUCUAAACAGAUUGUUCAGAGCUUCUGCUCUUUUCUAUAACCUGUAGGGAACGCACAACAUGGUCCAUACUUGGCAUGUAGUUUUCUGACUUAUGGGUGGUACAAAUUGCGAUAUGGGGGAGGGGAAUGGGCAGGGUAUAUGCAGUUAAGAUACUGUAGUAUUUACUACAGUAUUUUUUUGUGGCUAAUACUAUAUAGUUUCUACAGUAUACUAUAACAUUCUAUAGUAAGUACUACUGUACACAUGAUCAAGGAAUAGUACAGUGUGUAGUAUAGUAUACUACAGUUUACUAUAGAAUUAUAUAGUAGGUACUUUAGUAUUUUAUAGUAUACUGUAGUAUUUUUGUAUGUGGGUAUUAGCCCAUUAGCCUAUAUGCUUUAUAUUUCUGUGUCGGACACUGCCACUCCACUCUCCCUAUAUCCACACUGAACAAGAGACAAACCCUCCCAGCAUACAGGGCUGUCAAGUCAACAGCAUAACAAUGUACAAGCACACGAAUGUAACCCUAUGGAUGUGAAUGUACAGAAUGCUUCAUGCAUUCUGCAUAGAGAUAGAUACAGUAUUUAUCUCUAUGUUAUUCCACAUCUCAAUGUGUUUUAUGAAUUUCCUCUGGGUGUUAAGCCAUGUCAGUCUGGCUCAUUGAAUCAUCCCUAUCAUCUCUAUAUAAGAUACUGUAGUAUACUGCAGUAUAUUCAUCAGAAGUUCACUUACUGUAGACUAGAGUUUGGUACUAAUAAGACUGGAAUAGCAAUCAUACUGGAGUCUAUACAGAGUAUAUGGGUAGUGUUUGCCCUUUGGCUAGUAUACUGUAAAUAUCAUGAAUGUCUCACGUAGCUAACAUUCUCUGUUAAAACCUAAUGGGUUUUUGUGUACAAAUCUACAUUUUGUUGAGACAGUUUUCAAAUGUCAUACAGUAGGCCUUUGCUGUACUACUGUAUUCGAGAGGACGUUGAUAGGCAAAGGGGAUAACCUGCUGUAAAUUAAAUUGCUCUAACCAUAUGUUUUGCUUCCUUGCACAAAAAUAUGUUGUUUUUUCUUAUUUUUGCAUGUUUUCACCUUUUCUGGUAUUCGUGCCUUUAAAACACUUAUCUAUUUUUAUUUUUAUUAAUAUAGCUAUGUUGUUUAGACAACUUAAUAAUGAAUAUUUUUACUGUUGCUUUAAAAACAAUUGUCUGAAUGAUGUUCAUGACUUGUAAAUGUUGUACAGAGAUACUUUAGUUAGGAUUUGUAUUGUGCCACUCACCACACUUUUACAGAUGAGACCACAAAAAUACAAUUUUAUACAGUUCUAUCAGGAAAUGGCCAGGUAAUCAACUCUAGUUUAUAAAACUGUUACAGCACAAGUUUAUUUUGUAUUUUUUUCUCCCCAAUUGCGUGAUAUCCAAUUGGUAGUUACAGUCUUGUCCCAUUGCUGUAACUCCCGUACGGACUCGGGAGAGGUCAAGGUUGACAGCCAGUCCUCCAAAAAAUGACCCUACCAAACCUCACUGCUUCUUGACACACUGCUCGCUUAACCCAGAAGCCAACCGCACCAAUGUGUUACAGGAAACACGGUACAACUGGUGACUGGGAUGGAACCCGGGUCUAUAGUGAUGCCUUAGACCGCUGCGCCACUCGGGAGGCACAGCACAAGGUUUUUUAUUUAAAAACAGAUGAGCAUUGGGGCAUUUUUUUUUCUGUUUCUGCGGUAACCUAUCUAUGAAUGCGGUGUCCAUUGCUUUUAAGAUCGCUUUGGUUUCUGCAUCCUUUCAAAGUAUGUUGAUAUGGUUUCCCCCUGUCUUCCUAUACACUAAAUAAACUGCUGAGAAAUUUGAUUUUUCUCUAUACCAUACCAACCUGGCACUACAAGGUUUACUUCUACAACCUUGAAAGAUUCACUUCACACAAAUUGAAAUGAAGUUGAGAUACAUUGAGAAAUGUCUUCAAAUUGAGCGUUGACUUCGUCCUCAUGUAGAAGCCCUCCUAUCGUUUGAGGUGAUGUUGACCAAUGGCAUCCCAUUUCAGACAGUGCAACAGCCAAUCACCUGUUGAGCACUGUCACAAAGUUUCACUUGCAACAUUUUAAAUAAACUCAAACGUUUCCCAUUUGUGUGCUCCUAAAUACUUCCCAACACAAUGAAAUAUGUAGUCUCCUACUCUUCAAGAUAUUGAGAGGUUGGAUUUUAAAGUGCACAAGGUGUGGCAUUGUGGCAAUAAGAAUGGCUUGGGCUUGUGAUAUCUUGUGAUUUUCUGUUACCUUGUUUCUGUUGUCCUAUUUCUCUACCACAUACCAUUGUUACUGAUACAUUGAAGCACUGUACUGUAUGUGGCUGUAAGUAGGCUACUACUUAUGGUAUGAGGUCUUAUCUGCAAUUGUGAUGUACAAACAACUUCAAGCUGUAAAUAAAGAGAUUUGCCCUGGCAUGAUUACAA
Oncorhynchus nerka (sockeye salmon) is the source of this 6315-nucleotide messenger RNA. RefSeq names its product rab11 family-interacting protein 4A-like. Gene Ontology annotation, cellular component: endocytic vesicle; cleavage furrow; midbody. The record is from RefSeq and is a predicted model, not a curated record. NCBI's taxonomy places the organism in Eukaryota, Metazoa, Chordata, Actinopteri, Salmoniformes, Salmonidae. Gene Ontology annotation, biological process: regulation of cytokinesis; endocytic recycling. Gene Ontology annotation, molecular function: calcium ion binding. Bases 147 to 2204 code for a protein of 685 amino acids. The transcript is spliced from 16 exons.